Messenger RNA from Trifolium pratense (red clover), 1412 nucleotides. Its product is annotated as dihydrolipoyllysine-residue acetyltransferase component of acetoin cleaving system. Lineage: Eukaryota; Viridiplantae; Streptophyta; Magnoliopsida; Fabales; Fabaceae. The coding region runs from base 172 to 1080 and encodes 302 amino acids. The record is from RefSeq and is a predicted model, not a curated record. The transcript has 4 exons. Gene Ontology annotation, molecular function: catalytic activity.
AUUCUCCUUCCAAGCUGACUCAUCCAUCCAUCCAUCCAUCCAUCCAUCCAUCAUCACAACCUUUAACAGUUUCAAGAACAAACAAACAAACACUAUUCAUUUCUCCAACAAUAUAUCAUCAAUUCAUCAUGAUCCAAUAAUUAACCAACCAAAUCAAAUCAAUUCAACACCAUGAUUCCAUCGUUUGUUAGCUUCGCCGGUUUAUACAACGGCUAUCUCCGGCGUUGUUUCACCGGAGCAGGCCUCUUCUCACAAAAAAUCGAAAUAGACGACGAAACAACUCUCCAUGUUUGGGGACCAAGAAAUCAAUCAUCACAAAAACCAUCACUGGUUCUAAUCCAUGGAUUCGGUCCAAUGGCUAUGUGGCAAUGGCGUCACCAAGUUCAAUUCCUCGCUCCACAUUUCAAUCUAUACGUUCCCGAUCUAAUCUUCUUCGGCGAAUCAACAACGAAAUCGAAGGAACGAACCGAGAUAUUUCAAGCAGAGUCUGUUGGAAAAUUGUUGGAGAAGAUUGGUGUGAAAAAGUACCACGUGGCGGGGACGAGUUAUGGUGGUAUUGUUGCGUAUAAUUUAGCGAAAAUGUUGGGAGAAGAGAAAAUAGAGAAAGUUGUUAUUGCUAGUUCUGGUGUGAAUAUGACAAAGAAUCAUAACGUGGAAUUGUUGAAAAAAGUUGGAUUGGAUAAAAUUGAGGAUCUUAUGUUGCCUUCUACUACUCAACAUUUGAGGAAAUUGAUGUCACUUGCUGUCGCUAAAAGAAUCCCUUAUGUGCCUAAUUUUUUCUUGAAGGACUUCUUAAAUAGAUUAUACUCAGAUAAUAGGAAGGAAAAGAUGGAGCUCCUAGGUGGUUUGUCCCUCGGAAAGGUCGAGACUUCAAACAUUUCACCUCUUCAACAGGAAGUUCUCAUACUCUGGGGGGAAGAGGACCAUGUAUUUCCAGUGCAGAUGGCCCAUGAAUUGAAAGAGAUAAUCAGUAAGAAUGCAAAGAUAGAACUGAUAAAGGAGGCAUCCCAUGUGCCUCAAAUUGAAAAGCCUGAGGAAUUCAACAAAAUUAUCCUAAAGUUCUUGCGCCCGAGCUCUUGAAUAAUUUUUUUCCGAGUCAUUCUCAAUGUUAUGUUUGGUAUAAAUUAUUACUAUAUUUACCAACACAGUGUGACACAAGUGGUAGAUACUUGGGUCCCUUAACCACUUGAUCCUGGGUUCGAUUCCCGGCCUGUACGUAUGGAGAAACAUUUGUUGGGAGAGGUCAACCCAUUAAAUGAAUCUCAGUUACCUUGAGGGGAUUAGUCUCUGAAUUUGCGUGCGGAAGAUACCUUUAGUUUACCGCAAAAAAUAAAAAUUAUUACUAUAUUUUUGUGAAAUUACUAUUAUUAUUCAUUCAAUUCGAUAAUAAUUAGCCAUAGAAGUUAAUAUAA